AUGGAAAAUCAAGUUUCUCAAAAAUUAAAUGAGUAUGGUGGCAAAGCCCAAGCCCAGAUUAACAAACCUUUUGACUAUUAUCGGAAGCAAGAAUCCUUUUAUCGGGGAUUAUUUUGGAUUGGGCAAAAUCAUCCGUCCAUUGAUAAAAGAAGUUAUGAUAAUUUAAUCCAAGAUUUAAAAAGACAAGUCCAACAUUAUCAAGGACUUUAUGAGAAAAGGGUGGAGAAGGAUUUGGAUAAAAAAGAUGGGGGAACCCAAACUGAUUUAUCGGACCGACAGAAGUGGAAUUUAGGGAUGUUGAAGGGGAAAUUGGAGGGAGAAAAUAAAAAGUUAAAUAAGCAAAUUGAAGGAUUAACCCUGUUAGCCAAUAAAAGAAAACAAGAUUUAGAAAGAGAAAAACAAGCCCUUAUUGAUUUAGCCAAACAAAAAAUAGCCAAUAAAAAAGAGGCUGCUGAGUUAUUAAAGAAUUUAGAAGAAAAGUGA
Molecule: messenger RNA, 483 nt
Organism: Racocetra persica
Lineage: Eukaryota; Fungi; Glomeromycota; Glomeromycetes; Diversisporales; Gigasporaceae
Source: the annotation of a GenBank genome assembly